Penicillium mononematosum is the source of this 228-nucleotide messenger RNA. RefSeq names its product amidase signature enzyme. The record is from RefSeq and is a predicted model, not a curated record. Bases 1 to 228 code for a protein of 75 amino acids. NCBI's taxonomy places the organism in Eukaryota, Fungi, Ascomycota, Eurotiomycetes, Eurotiales, Aspergillaceae. The transcript has 2 exons.
AUGUCCGAUAGCAACAUUACAGUCUAUGCGGGCACACCUGAUCUGGUUGUCCCCAGUGGCGAGGUCCCAUUUAAUAGCACCAAGAGUGGAAAGACAGAGUACUUGCCCGUCACAAUCAGCCUGGGUGCAGCGCGAGGAUGCGAUCUGAUGCUGGCCAAUAUGAUCACCGAAAUGGAGGAACAAGGUACACUGGAACCAGUUGCUAAGGGUCCGAUGCUAUAUCCGUGA